Messenger RNA from Diabrotica balteata, 909 nucleotides. The record is from the annotation of a GenBank genome assembly. Lineage: Eukaryota; Metazoa; Arthropoda; Insecta; Coleoptera; Chrysomelidae.
AUGCAAUCCAUUCUAUGUCCAUCAGACUACCAAGUGACUACUCCCGACUCAACACUUGGAGAUGUUUCAUCUGAUGAUGACGUCAUGGAUCGAACUUGGAUCCCUAAUUCUGUACAAGAUGCUGGUCAGUUGUCAUCUUCAUCUGAUGAUUCUACAUAUGCUAGAAAUACAGUAACUUCUUCGGUGACGGCAGAAACGCUAGGUAAUGUUAGGGUUAAAAGAAAGUGUGGUAUUGGCAUAAUGCAGAGAAAACUACGUAAGGAAAGAUCUGAAAAAAUUGGAAAGGGAGAAGAAUAUACAAACCAAUCUGGAAAGAAAAUAUUAAGAAGUACUUUUACCGACUAUCGUUCACUACAAACACGGGAUAUGCAACGUCUACAUCUCAGUCAUCACAUAUUAUUAUCAAAACCAGUUAGAGUUAAAAUUGAAAAUGCAAUACAGAAAAGAGAUAUAUCUGUACAGUAUGGCAUAGAAAUUGACGGAAGACGAGAGAAUGUAUGUCAACAAUGUUUUCGUAUAGUUGGAAUUAGGAUAAUUGGAAGAGACGAAAAAGGCAGACAUGAACCAAAAAUUAAACAUUCAACUGCAGCAGUAGCUUAUGUUCAUAUUCACAUUACCAGUUUCCCAGCAUAUGAAAGUCAUUAUUCCAGAAGUCACACAACAAAGCAAUACCUGGAGACUGGCUUAAAUUUACAAAAAAUGCUUUAUAAAAAAAAUCGCUUGCACGAAGAACAUGUCUCUCAACAACAAAAAGCAAAGGUUCAUUAUGAAUGUAAAUCAUUAGACAAACAGCAUGCAAAAUCUUUAAACAACACGACCGUUGUAGCAGUUUGCGAUUUACAACAAUGCCUAGCAACACCAUUUUUAAAUACACGUGUAGCAUUUUUCAAACGAAAAUUAUGGACUUAA